AUGAGGCUCCAAGUUCAGCCUUGGCAUGCAACUUCGACCUAUACUCAUGAAGCUGGACUUGCUGUCGUGCGUGCUGCUCCAGAGAAAUUCUGGACAUUCUCCCUCGCACUUUUCAAGCAACAGGCCGAAUUCUUCGAUGGUCCAUCUUCCAACUUGACUCCUCUGCAAUUCGUGGCGAUGUUCAAGGAUCUUCUGAAGUUGAAGCCUACUCCGAAUGGCGGAGUUGGAGUUACAGAUGAUCUUAAAUAUACUAUCAAGUUCGCCAGACAGAAUGGUGUACAUGUUUCUCCCACCGCUCUCUGGGACGGUUUGAUUGCCAAUCAAGUCUCUAGCUCUUGGGGAGAAAAGGAGUGGACCGAAUUUCUUGCGAAGAACGUUGUUGUCUAG
Molecule: messenger RNA, 387 nt
Organism: Suillus subaureus
Lineage: Eukaryota; Fungi; Basidiomycota; Agaricomycetes; Boletales; Suillaceae
Exons: 5
Coding region: 1-387 (128 amino acids)
Source: RefSeq, a predicted model, not a curated record